Pyricularia grisea is the source of this 2090-nucleotide messenger RNA. RefSeq lists its product as uncharacterized. Gene Ontology annotation, molecular function: GTP binding. Lineage: Eukaryota; Fungi; Ascomycota; Sordariomycetes; Magnaporthales; Pyriculariaceae. The record is from RefSeq and is a predicted model, not a curated record. The transcript has 8 exons. The coding region runs from base 96 to 1277 and encodes 393 amino acids.
AUUCAUUCCUUUUUAUCACUCUUGGGCGCAAAUAGGAAUCUUUCUGCUGAUAAAUUCAGUUCCAGCGCUGUCGAUCUAGAGGAGAAAGAACAGACAUGUCCAGCUCCAAAGAUCCAACCACGGUUGUACCAGCUCCUUCGUGGGGAUGGGGAUGGCCACAUACAACAUACGCAAUGGAAGGGGGUGUUGACUCUGGGCUAGAAGACGAUGAGGAAUUCGAGCAGUCAAUCGAGCCCGAUGAUCCAAAGAUUUUUCGCGAUGGCAGGGCCCCGCGUGAGACGGACAUUUUCAUAGCGGUCAUGGGCGUGACUGGUUGUGGCAAAAGUUCCCUGAUCUCACUUUGCUGCAAAAGGCCAGUUAGAAUAGGCCAUGAUCUACAAGCGUGCACCGCCGUGGUCGACGUUUACCCGUUUGAACUUUCUCCCACACAGACCGUCUUUCUCAUCGAUACACCUGGCUUUGACGACACAAAUCGCAGUGACUCUGAUGUUCUCAGAGAGAUCGCAUCAUGGCUGACCAACUCAUUCCGCAACAAAAUCUUGCUCCAUGGCAUUAUAUACUUGCACAGGAUCAGCGAUCCACGCAUGCAAGGAUCGGCUCGGAAGAACCUGAUGAUGUUCAAGAAGCUUUGUGGAGAUGACGCCCUCAAAAAGGUGAUACUAGCUACCACAAUGUGGGAUAUAGUUCCCGCGGAAACUGCUGAGGCUAGACAAACAGAGUUGGUAAACACGCCCGAGUUUUGGGGCUACAUGGUGUCCAAGGGGAGUCGAGUCUUUAGGCAUCACAACACCAUCGGCUCGGCUCGAAAGAUUAUCGAAUCCCUGAUAAGAGACAGAAAUACAAUGAUCCUAGAGCUGCAAAACCAGAUGGUCAACGAAGCUCGGCCGCUGCAAGACACGGCCGCCGGAAUGGAACUCCAGAAAGAGUUUGCUCGAGAGAGGAAAAGGUGGGAACGCGAGCUGCGGGAGGCACAAGAGGGCAUGGAGGAGGCCAUUCGCAAGCGCGACAAGGAGUCCGAGGAAGCGCUAUUGGAGCUUAAAACCGAAUACGCAGAGCACAUCAAGAGGCUCGAACGCGAGCAUGACAAGCUCAGGACUGACGCGGUACAGCUGCACCAGGAACGUAUAGUGAGGUUCAAGAAUGCCCUCAAGUUCCAGGAGAUAGUUCGUGGCAAGUACCACGAAGAAAGUCAGGGUUACUCCUCGGAUGCACCCACCUUCUCAUACAGUAUGGUCGGUGAGAGAUAUUGCUUUACGGGCCCUGUGACCUAUUGGUAGAAUACUUUCAAGAAGAUUCUCAUGUCGAAUCAGAGCUAUGGCACACUCUGGUGUGGUGUUGGUGGCGCGUGGAUUUGCAAAUAUCGCAGUCGUGGGGGCAGUUGGACGACUCGUUACAACAAGAUGGUCGUUGAGAGAUAUCCUAAUCUCCGACAGAAAAUUCAGACUCCAAAGCCCUGGGUCGGAAGCUGGCCACAUUGGAUCUGCAUGGGACCAGCUCCACACUAUAUCCUUCAAUGGAAGGGUAAGCCUCCCGCAGAGUCUCGUCAGGAUGCUUUCCUUCCUCAGACAGUCGCAGCGGUGCUCAAAAAGGUAAGACAGGAUGGCGAAUUGCAGGCGGCAGCCCUUGGGAUCAACAACACGUAUGUUUUUGUCGAUGUGAAAGGCAAUGCAACUUGGGAUCUCGGCAAUCACUACGUAGGACUGAAACGCCGCCUGGAGCAACACUCAACCGAUAUAGAGGCUGUGGCUUUGAACCCCGCAAGUACGACGGACUACAUCAUUCAGUACCGAAACGGCAGCAUGGGCUAUUCGGUGGAGAAGUGCAUGCCGAACGAGCAUUUUGAGUCCUGGGUUGUCAAAAACACCGAGCUUGAGUUCGGAGCUUCACAGGACUAGUUAGUUACUCAUGUGCCUGAAGGACUAGAGCAAGCCCGAGGUGGACUUGAGGCACACCACAUCUCAUGGCGAGGAAGCGUACCGGGCGUAUACUUAUAAAUGCUGGAAUGGGAAAAUAGGAUAGGGACCUUAUUGGCACUAGCGUACCCAGUAUAUAUGAGACCCUAAUGUGAUGCACACACUCAUUGAUUGUUC